Aureococcus anophagefferens is the source of this 1125-nucleotide messenger RNA. RefSeq lists its product as hypothetical. Gene Ontology annotation, cellular component: beta-galactosidase complex. The record is from RefSeq and is a predicted model, not a curated record. The transcript has 2 exons. NCBI's taxonomy places the organism in Eukaryota, Pelagophyceae, Pelagomonadales, Pelagomonadaceae. The annotation marks the transcript as partial. Gene Ontology annotation, molecular function: beta-galactosidase activity. Gene Ontology annotation, biological process: lactose catabolic process.
GGGAGCUACCUCGAGGACCAGGACGCCUGGAAGCUCAGCGGCCUCAUCCGGGACGUCUACGCGUUGUACCCGCCCUCGGUGUCCGUCUUCGACGUCUCGUGGGAGCUCGCGGGCGACGGCGCCGUCGCCGUCGCCGUCGACGUCGCCGCCGUCGGGCGCGCCAUGGCGGGCCGGCUCCGCGUGGCGCUGCGCGCCGCGGGCGAGCUGCCCCUCGAGGCGUGUCGCGCCGCGGACCACGGCGGCGGUCCCGUCGUCGCGGAGCGGGAGGCGCCGCUCGUCGAAACGACGGCGGACGCGCGGCGCUGCUACGAGGACGACGACGCCGUCGAGGCGGCGUCGAGCGCCCAUGCCAUAACCCUGCGCUGCGACCGGCCGCUCAAGGUCUGGAGCCCCGAGCGGCCCUACGUCUACGUUUUGACCGUCGAGCUCCUCGACGACGCGCAGACGGUCCUCCAGGCCGAGGCCUGCUACGUCGCGCGGCGCGACGUGGCCAUCGGCGACGACGGCGUGCUGCGGCUCAACGGCGCGCGGCUGACCGUCGCCGGCGUGAACCGCCACGAGACGUGCCCGGUGCGCGGCGGCCCGCACGUGCGGCGCGACGACGCGGAAAACGACGCGGCGCUGCUCAAGGCGGGCCACUUCAACUGCGUGCGCCUGAGCCACUACCCGCAGGCGCCGGCCUUCUACGCGGCCUGCGACCGCUGCGGGCUCCUCGUCGUCGACGAGGCGAACGUCGAGACGCACGGGUGGGCGCCGUACCCGGGCGAGCUCGCGGAUUGCGCCCGGUGGCGCGAGGCGUACUUUCGGCGGGUCCAGCGCAUGGUGCUGCGGGACCGGAGCCACCCCUGCGUCUUCUGCUUCAGCCUGGGCAACGAGGCGGGCUACGGGGGCGCGCACGACGACCUCGCGGCGUGGCUCCGAUCCGCGGAGCCGGCGCGCCUCCCGCCGGGCCGCUACGACCGGUCGGGGGUCUCCCGGCGCCAAACGGCGACGGAUUUUCUGUGUCCCAUGUACGCGCGCGUCGACGAGUGCGCCGCGCUCCUGGACCGGGAUGCGCGCGUGUUGCAAAGGAAGCGGCCGCUCAUUCUGUGCGAGUACGCGCACGCCAUGGGCAACUCGGGCGGC